Messenger RNA from Zingiber officinale, 1245 nucleotides. RefSeq lists its product as uncharacterized. Lineage: Eukaryota; Viridiplantae; Streptophyta; Magnoliopsida; Zingiberales; Zingiberaceae. The record is from RefSeq and is a predicted model, not a curated record. The transcript is spliced from 7 exons. Bases 90 to 1013 code for a protein of 307 amino acids.
UAGUGUCUUCUCGAAACAUCGAUUAGGAGUCAACGCAGCAUCUCAAAUAGCCAUCGGAGGUCAGUCGGUGAGGAGAAGACGAGCGAGCAAUGGCGAGGCUCUUCCGGUCGUUCGUCUCUUCGUUCUCUCUUCUCCUUGUUCUCAUCCUCUUCCUCUCUUCUUCGGUUUUCCUUUCCCUCGUUUCCUCGAAGAAAACGCCUGCAGCCGCUCGAAAGGGCGACAUCCCCUUCAUCAAGUGCCAGGUCUGCGAAAAGGCCGCUUACCAAAUCAUCCAUCAAGUCAAGAAGAAGGAGGCUCAGAUUUCGCCAAAAAAGGUUUCGGAGUUCCAGAUCAUUGAAAUAGCAGAGAAUAUCUGUAAUUUAAAGAAGGAAGAGGCGGACUGGAUUCUCCAGAUUGACCUUGUUGAGAAAGGAGAUAAAUUGGAGUUGGUUGAGCAAGGUGUUGAAGGAUUAUGUAAUUCAGAAUGCAAAACCAUUGAGCGUGCUUGUCAAGAGAUUAUGGGUUACUCAGAUACUGAUGUUGCAGAAUUUGUGUAUAGCACAAGGCCUUCAGUUGAUGAGUUGGUUAAUUUUCUUUGCAAGGACCUCUCCAAAGCAUGCUCUGUCAAGCCAUUGCCUCUUCCUGCGGAUAGGGCUUCUGGAGAGGCUUUUGUUGUCAAGCCCACUAAAGAAGCUGACAUGGAUAAACUUCUGAGAUCAAUGGAGGGAAUGCCAGGGGCACCGGGAAUGAAAAUGUACUCGCGGGAAGAUUUGAUGAGCGGCAAAAUGGGUGGCGAAGAGGAUGGCGACAGCGAUGAAGACGAAGACGAUGACUUUCCUAAAAAAAUGGGUAAUAUUAUGAAGGGUAAAGCUCAUCCUAAGCUGGACUAUAAACAGAAGAUUUUGCAAGGAAUUGCUGAAACAUGGACAGUAAUGAAACGGCAUUUGAGCAACAUAUCUAAACGUGCGAAGAACUUGUGGACAAAAUUGACAAAAGGUUCAAGUGCAGUAAGAUCAAAGAAAACUGAUCUAUGAGCCUGCAACAGCAAUUUCUUUGAUUUUGUGUUAGAUACAAAGGUUUAUGUCCAUUCACUGCGAGAAAGAACACCAAGUGUUAGUGGUUAUUUUAUUGACUUCUUUUAAAUGUCUUCUUUAGAGCUUUGGGAAACCAUGAGGACAAGUAUGUUUGAUUAUUUUUUCUUUUGAAAAUAACACUUAAAACUUUUUUCGUAAGAAAUAAAAUGAAUUCAGAAGCAAGUCUUUAAAA